Molecule: messenger RNA, 324 nt
Organism: Staurois parvus
Lineage: Eukaryota; Metazoa; Chordata; Amphibia; Anura; Ranidae
Source: the annotation of a GenBank genome assembly
GACAUGUACACUGAUCAUCAGGGCACUGAUCAGUGUGCCCUGAUGAUCAGUGUAGCCCCAGCAAUGCCAGCUGUCAGUGUCCAUCAAUGCCAGCUGUCAGUGCUCAUCAGUGCCACCUGCCAGAGCCCAUCAGUGAACACAUCAAUGCCACAUAUCAGUGCCUACCGGUGCACAUCAAUGCCACAUAUCAGUGCUCCUAUCAGUACCAGUCAGUGCCACCUAUCAAUGCCAAGUCAGUGCCACCUAUCAGUGCUGCCAAUCAGUGCCACCUAUCAGUGCCAGUCAGUGCCACCUAUCAGGGCUGCCAAUCAGUGCCUCCUAUCA